UCUUACCAUAACAAAAACAAAAAACACAAACUCCAAGUCUUCUCUCGAAGACUCAAAGAAACUUAAACGUCUCUUCCGUACAUAGCCAUGUCUCUACUAUGGAAGAAGCCUAAAUCUGGUCGACUCUCGAGAUUCAUGUCAGAGUUUCACCAAUCUCCGAAACGCGGUGGGAUCAUGGUCGUUGAAACUGGCUUCCCAACUUCUCUGAUCGAUCUCUUCUACAAGAAUCGCGAUCGUCUAAAAAAGUAUUCCUCUAAAACUAAACGCAUCCAACGCUUGAUCGAGACCGCUCCAAACGCUUCUUUGCCAGUUAAUCCAGACGUGAGUCUAGAAAAGCCGGUAACGAGGAGUAAGAUCGAGAAAGUUAGUCUCGUCAGACGUCGAAAGCAUACAAGUGACAACAACGUUUGCGUUUGCGGCGAUGGAACCGGUGCCUUUGUUUUGAUGGCGUUUAAGCUUUUUAUAGUGGCGGUGCUUUCCUUGAGCACGACGAAGAGCCUCACUAUGGGAAUCACUCUCUGCACCUUCGCGCUUCUCUUUACAGAGAACGUGGCGACGCGUAUUCUCACGCGUUUCAAGCUCUGUAACACCGACACAAGAAAAGAAAAGCCACUCGCUUCAACACACGACGAUAAGUUGGUUUCUUGUUCGGAGGAAACAGAGACAAUAGGUGUAACAAAGAACUCGAAUUCGGAUGAGAAAACGAUAAGCAAAAGUUCGAGACUGAAAUCGAAGAUUCUGAAGAAGCUGAGGAGUUACAAGAAGAAGAAGGAUAAAACGACUGAUGUGUCAAGCGUGGUUCCCAAGGAUAUGUUAGAGGUGGUCGAGGACUCUGAGAGAGACGAGGAGAAGUCGAAUCAACCAUUGAUAGAAUCAAAAGGAGAUAACAUGAAAGGGACUGUUGUGAUCGUGAUUGUGCUUACAGGUCUGUUAAGUGGAAAGAUCGCAGCUGUUGGUCUGACACUAUCAUGUCUGUAUCUCGGAUUCGGAGCAGCCAAAAGAUCUGGUUUUUGCAAAUAAAAAUUCUCUUCUUUUUUCUUACAAACAUUGGAGUAUUGGUGUGGUGAUCAUUGAUUAAUGAUCGUUUAUGUACUUAGAGAUUAGUUUAACAUCGACUGUUUGUUUGCG
Molecule: messenger RNA, 1128 nt
Organism: Brassica oleracea var. oleracea
Lineage: Eukaryota; Viridiplantae; Streptophyta; Magnoliopsida; Brassicales; Brassicaceae
Exons: 1
Coding region: 88-1020 (310 amino acids)
Source: RefSeq, a predicted model, not a curated record